This is a messenger RNA of Histoplasma capsulatum G186AR, 399 nucleotides long. RefSeq lists its product as uncharacterized. The coding region runs from base 1 to 399 and encodes 132 amino acids. The record is from RefSeq and is a predicted model, not a curated record. NCBI's taxonomy places the organism in Eukaryota, Fungi, Ascomycota, Eurotiomycetes, Onygenales, Ajellomycetaceae. The transcript is spliced from 4 exons.
AUGUCCAUCUCUACCAAAAACCAUGAGACUCGCAACAUGAGGUUUCUCUACUACGUCAAAUGGAUCAAUACUGAAAGUGGAGUCACUCGUUGUGAGGUAUUUCUGAAAGCAUUGUGUGACGGCCAAACAAAAAAUUUUAAUUCUGAUUUGAUGGAGGUGGAAGAGGCAAGAUAUAUCAAGCCAAUCAAAUCUUCGGAAAUCCUUUUGAGAGGUUGUUUGAAGGAUGAUGAAGAAUACGUCGAUUCUAUUCCUUGCAAGAAACCUUCAUCUUGUGCAGGAGCAAACCUCUUGGCCAAACGACGGACUUUAUCAACGGAAUCGUAUUCGAAGUCACUAGCAGACACUGGCAAGGAUCCCGGGAUCCCGCAGGAUGAGGCUGAAGCCAGCGGGUUAACGUGA